AUGUCCGACAAUGCUCAACGUCCGCGUCCGCCGCCAAAUCGACGCAGAGACAAAGUCCAACUUUCCUGCGACCCUUGCAGACACCGAAAGCUGAGGUGCGACCGACAGCACCCAUGCGGAGCUUGCUCAAGGCGUGGCCUCACCAACUCCUGCAAUUAUGCGACGACAUCUUUUUCUACGCCCGAUGCUCAGCGGUCCGUUGCUCCGCGACAGUCCACCAGCCUCCAUGGCAGAAUAUCUGAACUGGAGAGCCUUGUCGUGACGCUCAUGGAAGGCCAAUCACUCCCAACCCCGCCUGCACCGAAAUCGCCGAGAACAAGCUCGCAGUCACCCGCAGAUGUGUUCCCUGAGAUCCGGACACCAAAGAAACCCCAGGAUGAAGCUGCAUCCCCGGCAGACCCUGGCACCCUCAAGUUGCGCGAGUCUGGAACCAGCUAUAUCCAGAGUGCCCAUUGGGAGGCCAUUCUUACUAAAAUCAGAGGACUGAAGGAGGACUUGGUCACUGAUAGCAAAGCUCCGCCCGGUUCACACUUGUUCUAUGGCCCGAACCGUCAUGCAACUCGAGAUGAAAUACUGGUUGCUAUUCCUCCUCGUCCAGUUGUUGACCGCCUCAUGGCCCUUCACUUCGAUUCCUACAUUAUCACUCCGUGUCAAUCUCAUUCAUGGCAAGAAGUUUCUCCGAGAAGUGGGUUCUUUCUAACCUGGCCGAUUACAAGCAGUCUGACAUUUGACCAGUACGAAACCUUCUGGAAAGAUCCGUCUGCAACUUCUAUCGCUUGGAUCGGCCUCAUGUUCUCCAUGUUAUAUAUUGCUGCGCAGUUGCAGACCUUCUCCAUUGACUUCACCGACGGACGGGCCGAAUCGCUCAAGGCAGAAUCUCUUACCAUGAAGGAUGCCUUCCGGGAGAAGGCCGUUCAGUGUCUUAUUCUGGCCAGGUAUACGAUGGGAGGACCAUAUAUCCUGGAAACCCUCAUAAUGGUCCUUACUGGAGAGUUUAUACUCUUGAAAGAUAAUGGUACCGAUGGCUGGCUUUUGAUCAGUAUGAUACUUCAUCUUGCAAUGCGCAUGGGCUAUCACCGGGACCCAGAUCACUUUCCCGGAAUAUCCCCAUUCGAGGGUGAGAUGCGUAGACGCAUCUGGACUACAAUCCUUCAAUUAGACCUCGUUCUCUCCUUGGAGAUGGGCCUUCCUCGAAGUGCCACAGAUACGCACAUCGAUACAAAACAGCCCCGUAAUCUGCGGGACUGUGAUUUUGAAGAGGACACGACUGAGAUGCCUCCGCCGAGGCCAGAAACAGAAUGGACGCCGGUGCUCCCUCUCAUUGCAAGAGCGCGACUGAUAUCAGCUCUCGGCUUGAUUUGCGACAUCAACGCCGAUAUUAAUCCCCCUUCCCACGACGAGGUCAUCAAGGUCGAUGUAAUUCUUAAGGACGUGCACAAUCGUGCUAUUCCGCCCGUGCUGCGCUGGGGAACUACGCCACACCCCAUCACGGAUAGUCCAAUCCUUGUGAUACAGCGGGUAAGUGUAGAAACGACCUACCACAAAUCACGCAUCCUCCUGUACCGGAGAGCUUUGAUCAGCUACCCAGUUCGACAGUCUCAAGAGCGGGACAGGGAGUCGGUGCGAAUUUGUUUAGAUUCCGCACUCAAGAUUCUAUCGUUUCAACAGAUGCUUCACGAAGAGUCUCAGCCAUUUGGUCGUUUGUCUCAGCUUAGAUGGAAGGUCACCAAUAUUUUCAACCAGGAUGUUCUCCUCGCAACGAGCGUGCUCUGUCUCUACCUUCAAGAUGUCGAUAAAUUUGAAUUGCCUGAGACUGCAGGACAGACAACGUGGUCGCCUAGGGCUGAAGAGAUUCGACAACGACUGACGAUCUCGCACAAGAUUUGGCUUCAAAUGAGUACGGCAUGGGCGGAAGCUGGAAAAGUAGCGAAAGCUCUGAGCAUCGUCCUUGGAAACACAGAAGCGUCUGCCGAGGACGGUAGCGGGCCCGCUUUUUACGACUUUCUGACGGAUGUUGAUGCCAUACCUCUGAAUGGAUUUGGCGCAACGUUCAACAAUCAAUGUGAGAAGCACGCUCGGUCAUACCGAUUGCGACUAACAAAAAGACCUAUCAGAUUUUCCUUCUGGCCUCUACUCUCCUCUCACAUUUUUUGA
Molecule: messenger RNA, 2154 nt
Organism: Talaromyces proteolyticus
Lineage: Eukaryota; Fungi; Ascomycota; Eurotiomycetes; Eurotiales; Trichocomaceae
Product: putative Zn(II)2Cys6 transcription factor
Exons: 3
Coding region: 1-2154 (717 amino acids)
Biological process (GO): regulation of DNA-templated transcription; DNA-templated transcription
Cellular component (GO): nucleus
Molecular function (GO): DNA-binding transcription factor activity, RNA polymerase II-specific; DNA binding; zinc ion binding
Source: RefSeq, a predicted model, not a curated record